GCGGGUGAUUAACACUCACAGUACACACUGAAAGUCCAACAUUGCCCAAUUUUAACGGGCGAAAACAAGGAAGAUCACAAUGCCUUUCGUCCAAGUGACCCAGAUUCAAUUCAAGGAGCUCGUCGUCGACGAGGAGGUCAAGUCUAUCUGCGACGGCGCUCUCGCGCUGAAGGCUAGCUGUCUUCACCCUACUACGGGACAGCCUCUCAUCAAGUCGAUCACAGGAGGCAUUGACCAGAGCACCGAGGGUCGUCAGGGCGGCAUGACGCACGUUUUUGUGACUGAGUUUGAGACGGAAGAUGAUCGGAGAAUAUACGUCAAUGAAGACCAGCAGCAUCGCAAGUUUUGCGAACAACUGUCGGAUAUGACGGCCAAGAUAUCGAUAGUGGAUUUUGCGCCUGGCGUUUUCUGAGUUCUGCGUCUUUCAAAAGUAUCCCGACAGGAUUUGGUCCGAAACAGGAGGAUUGGUGAUAUGACAGGCAAUAGUUAGUAUGGAGGGGCGUGCACGAGCAGUAGCCGCUGUUGCGCUGAUGAAUGACUUUCGGAUUCGAGGCAUCUCUCACUUGCUGUUGACGAUCUGUUGACCACACCAGAGCAAGAAUGGUAGUGGAAUCUGGAGUUCUCAAAAGGUUCCAGGAGCGGGACCCAGUCUGGGGAUUGUGGGUUUGCGGGGAUCUGGUCCGCCGUGUCCCAACGAUGCGACGGUGAGCCUGUAACACAGUACGACACUGAAGUGGUGGGAUCCCAUCAGAGUCCCAGGGGCUGAUAGUUGUGUUGGUGGUGCUGCUCAAUUCCUACAUAUCUUCUGG
This is a messenger RNA of Verticillium dahliae VdLs.17, 809 nucleotides long. RefSeq lists its product as uncharacterized. The record is from RefSeq and is a predicted model, not a curated record. The coding region runs from base 80 to 412 and encodes 110 amino acids. The transcript is spliced from 3 exons. Lineage: Eukaryota; Fungi; Ascomycota; Sordariomycetes; Glomerellales; Plectosphaerellaceae.